Anisakis simplex (herring worm) is the source of this 1161-nucleotide messenger RNA. The record is from the annotation of a GenBank genome assembly. Lineage: Eukaryota; Metazoa; Nematoda; Chromadorea; Rhabditida; Anisakidae.
AUGAGUGAUGUUAAUGAUUCAGAGAUCAAGCGAGCAUUGCGAUCAGUUUACGAUAACAUCAACGUGGGAUGGUUGAAUAAACGAUUCCGGCAAUCCGUUCUCAGCCAAAUACAGAUCACAGCCGAUUUUCCAGUAUCCAUACUCAAUUACGACUUAAAGCCAUUCGUACCUAAAGCGCUGCGCGAGAAACACAGUUUACAAAUUGAGAAGCCGUUCGGUUUACAAUCGAUAGACUCACUGAAAUAUUUUCAAAAUGCAGCACCACAUCAGUUUCAGCGUCACCUUCGAGCAGCACUAUCAAAGGAACAACAAGAAAAACGAACACUUUACAUUAUUCGAGCGGGUGCCGAUGAAAUAUUAUUGAAAUUGCACAAGCCCGAUCCUGCCGGAUUGCGACUGGUUUGUGGUACACUUUUCAAGAGAAUCAGUUGUGCGAGAGGAUGGCUGGAGAAUCUGCCGACGAUUGACGAUAUCUAUCGAGUGGUUGUCGAUUUAGAUGUGGACGAGUUGCUUGAUAUGGGAGAGAACUUAUCCGUUCAACGACCAAUCGUUAUCAAGAAUACAUUCAAGAACGGUAAUGUUGGUGCUUUACGAAGUGAUUUCGUUAUAAAUACGUUGAAACAACUGAACGUAUCGCAUAACAAUCCCACUGACAUUCAGUCAAUGAACAUCAGAUGGGUUGUUCCGAUGGAAAUUGUUGCUAUUAAUACUGCUGUCGACACUAUAUGCUCUCAAAUGAGGACGGCUGUUGAAGUGGCACAACUGAACGAUCGCAUCGAGUUCUUUAUAGCGUACCAUGCAAAUGAUUUGUUGGGUAUGCGAAUAGAGAAGGGUAAAUAUUUGGAUGAGCAGAAGAUUGGUAAAAUGUUGUACGAGGUGAUUGCGGUGAACGAAUGGAAGUCGAAGAUCCCGAGUCUGUCGGUGAUCAUCUCGCGAAUUAACGCGAUUCCAACGCACACUCUCGCAAAACUUUGUAUCGGUUCGUUCGUUUUUAGUCAAUUUACCUUUGUUUCUUGUUCAAAACAAUACCGUGUUAUCAAUUCAAAUUCAUUUCAUGCAUUUCUAUCCAACGAUAUUACAUUUAUAGCACUUUUUAGAACCAAAUGCGCGCACUGCAAGGAACAUAAAAAAGGCGAUUCGGAAGAGUCGCCAAGAAAGUGA